AUGGAAGACGAGCACGAGACCACAUUGCAGCCUAUCCGCACUGGUCGCUCAGCACGCCAAUUUUUAUCACGGACACGAUCAAACAAGUCGACCAAGUCCAACAAUUCAUCCAGGUCGCGCCCACGAUCAACCUCAAGGCCGAGUCGCCCAAGCAGUCCUCUGGAACGACUCACAUCGGCAAACUUCAUCGAUGACCACGGAGUCUAUCACCACCAUGCUGAGUCAGAUUACGAACAAGAAGAGGUAGAAGAGGAGGAGUCACAUCAUGAUGGCAGCAAUGGCCUGUCACCACAGUCGAGUUCCGACUUGGAAAAGAACCAGGAAAAGCGUUCGCCGGAUGAGCCAGAUGAGGUAUUUCUGGAGCCAUUCGGCGCAGAGACAGCACUCGACAUAGAGGCCCAGUCAGAAAAGGAUGCGCCUCGAUUAUCGAGGAAAUCGACAUCUAAGUCUGCAAAGGACCCAAAUCUAGUAACUUGGGAUGGCCCGGAUGACCCAGAGAAUCCCAAGAAUUGGGGCAAGGGCAGAAAGUGGGCGGCCACCCUCGUCGUUUCCUCAUUCACCUUCAUCUCUCCAGUCUCCUCCUCGAUGGUUGCGCCAGCUAUUGGCGCCAUCUCGCGCGACUUCAACAUCACGAGCACUGCCGAGCAGGAGCUGGUUCUGUCCAUUUUCGUGUUGGCAUAUGCUAUCGGCCCCCUGUUCUUGGGGCCCAUGUCUGAGCUUUACGGCCGUGUCAGAGUCCUUCAACUCGCCAACGCCUUCUACUUCGUGUGGAACCUCGCCUGUGGCUUCGCUCAGAACAAGGGUGAAAUGAUGGCUUUCCGUUUCCUUGCUGGUCUAGGUGGUAGCGCUCCUCUCGCCAUUGGCGGUGGUCUGCUCAGUGACUGCUGGAAGGCAGAGGAGAGAGGCAAAGCCAUUUCUAUCUAUUCUCUGGCUCCGCUGCUUGGUCCAGCUGUAGGUCCCAUUGCUGGAGGUUUCAUCGCCGAGAACACGACUUGGAGAUGGGUCUUCUGGUCGACCUGUAUUGCAUGUUUCCUUAUCCAAUUUUCAGGCCUUUUCUUCUUGCAAGAGACCUAUGUUCCAGAGUUGUUGAAGCGCAAGAAGAACAAGCUCAUCAAAGAAACCGGCAACACUGACUUGCACACCGAAUACGAUGAUCCAAACCGCAAGCUUACGGUACACUUGAAGACAGCUUUCACUCGCCCUUUUAUUUUGAUCGGAACUCAGCCAAUUGUCCAAGCCCUGGCCAUCUACAUGGCUUACGUCUACGGCCUCAUGUACUUGGUCCUCUCGACCUUCCCAGGCCUCUGGACAGGCGUCUAUGGCGAAUCUACCGGCAUAGGCGGUCUCAACUACAUUUCCCUUGGCUUGGGCUUCUUCCUCGGUACCCAGAUUGGUGCACCUUUCAAUGACUGGUUCUACCGCCGCCUCAAAAGGAAGAACAACAACGUCGGAAAGCCUGAAUUCAGAGUUCCUCUCAUGUUCCCUGGCUCCGUCCUUAUUCCAAUUGGUCUUUUCAUCUACGGCUGGACCGCCGAAAACAAAACCUUCUGGAUCGGUCCCGACAUUGGCGCCGUUUGCUUCGCCGCUGGCACCAUUCUGGUCUUCCAGUCUUGCCAGACGUACGUUAUUGAUAGUUAUCAGAGGUACGCGGCAUCCGCAGUUGCAUCGACCACAGUCUUAAGAUCUCUGGCCGGUUUUGGCUUCCCACUCUUUGCACCAGCCAUGUACAAUGCACUUGGCUAUGGCUGGGGCAACUCGGUUCUGGGCUUCAUCGCUGUAGGCAUUGGUAUUCCGGCACCAUUCUUGCUGUGGAAGUUUGGUGAGAAGCUGAGAGCGAGAAGUAAAUUUGCCGCUGGUAGUUAA
Aureobasidium melanogenum CBS 110374 is the source of this 1863-nucleotide messenger RNA. Its product is annotated as MFS multidrug transporter-like protein. The record is from RefSeq and is a predicted model, not a curated record. Bases 1 to 1863 code for a protein of 620 amino acids. Gene Ontology annotation, biological process: transmembrane transport. Gene Ontology annotation, molecular function: transmembrane transporter activity. NCBI's taxonomy places the organism in Eukaryota, Fungi, Ascomycota, Dothideomycetes, Dothideales, Saccotheciaceae. The transcript has a single exon.